AUGUCCGACUCUAACAAUGAUUCAAACAAGGCAGAAAAGAAGAGAGAGUACAAUCGAAACGCCCAACGUGUCUUCCGCCAAAGACGAAAAGAGCAUCUCACCAAGCUUGAGGCUGCUCAACGAGAACUGAACAGCGUCCAGGUGGAAGAGGUCGAACGUCUUCGCCGUGAGAACCAGGCUCUCGCUCAAGAAAACGAAUCUCUCAAAGCCGCCUAUGGCUCACAGGCGAGCUCACCAGGACCAUCUGUCAGCCCUGCCGAAUUGAGAGCCUCGCCCUCAGCCUAUCUCGCCUAUGGUGCUCCGUCUCAUAACUUUCUCAGUGGAGUAGGAGCUGGGCAUCCUUACGCCACAGGCCCCGUCCCUGUUACACUACCGGCGACGGUGUCGACACCUCUAUCUCAAACGAGUGCUGACCCCGGCAAUCUCGUGGUUGUCGUUCCCAACAAUAUUCGCGAGAUUCGACGCUCACUUCAUCAGAUGUUUGCCCCUCUCCUCGAGAUUCCUGUCAUCUCGAACCCACAGACACAUUUAGCCACUUUGGCUGCGCUAGAACCUACACUACCGAGUGCACUAAAGCCUACGCAACUACAACUUUCUACUCCACAUCAUGCUUAUAUAGACAUGAUCCCUUCGCCUAUCUUAAGAGACAGACUCAUAGCCAUAGGGCCCGCCAAUGCCAACACUUUCCUCACUGAGACAUGUACGAUCGCCUGUGAAAUUGAAGAUACAGGGCAGAUGACCAUCUGGGGAGAAGACUGGCUCAACGACUUCUCCUGGGAAUUUUCUGCCAGUGUAUUGGAACGAUGGGGAGGUUGGCUUCUCACCUCUGAAUGGGGCCAGAGAGCCAACUUCUGGCGACGUCAACGAGGAGUGCCGGUUUUACCAGGAUAUGAUUAA
Messenger RNA from Exophiala aquamarina CBS 119918, 897 nucleotides. RefSeq lists its product as uncharacterized. Gene Ontology annotation, biological process: regulation of DNA-templated transcription. The transcript has 3 exons. Bases 1 to 897 code for a protein of 298 amino acids. Gene Ontology annotation, molecular function: DNA-binding transcription factor activity. The record is from RefSeq and is a predicted model, not a curated record. Lineage: Eukaryota; Fungi; Ascomycota; Eurotiomycetes; Chaetothyriales; Herpotrichiellaceae.